Indicator indicator is the source of this 1113-nucleotide messenger RNA. RefSeq names its product opsin-5-like. Gene Ontology annotation, biological process: visual perception; G protein-coupled receptor signaling pathway. Gene Ontology annotation, cellular component: membrane. The record is from RefSeq and is a predicted model, not a curated record. The transcript has 6 exons. Gene Ontology annotation, molecular function: G protein-coupled receptor activity. The coding region runs from base 40 to 1113 and encodes 357 amino acids. Lineage: Eukaryota; Metazoa; Chordata; Aves; Piciformes; Indicatoridae.
AAUCUGUGCUUUUUGUUUUUUUCAGGCACUGAACCAGACAUGAGUGGUAUGGUAUCAGACCACAACACUUCCUCUCAGGAAGAAUAUCUCCCAAACUAUCUCCAGAAGGAAGACCCCUUUGCAUCAAAGCUUUCUAGAGAAGCUGACAUCAUAGCUGGCUUUUAUUUGACAGUAAUUGGGAUUCUUUCAACUCUGGGAAAUGGGUAUGUUAUUUUUAUGUCCUCAAAGAGAAAAAAGAAGUUGAGACCUGCUGAGAUAAUGACUGUUAAUUUAGCUGUGUGUGAUCUGGGCAUUUCAGUUGUAGGAAAACCCUUUAGUAUAAUUUCCUUCUUUUCUCACCGCUGGGUGUUUGGAUGGAUGGGUUGCCGCUGGUAUGGAUGGGCUGGUUUCUUCUUUGGCUGUGGCAGCCUUAUUACCAUGACAGCUGUCAGCCUGGAUAGAUACCUAAAAAUCUGCCACUUGUCUUAUGGUACCUGGCUUAAGAGACAUCAUGCAUUUAUCUGUCUGGCAAUAAUCUGGGCUUAUGCUACAUUCUGGGCUACGGUGCCUUUUGCUGGUGUGGGAAGUUAUGCUCCUGAGCCGUUUGGGACCUCCUGCACUCUGGACUGGUGGCUGGCACAGGCUUCAGUGGCUGGACAGGCUUUUGUUCUGAGCAUUCUUUUCUUUUGCCUCCUGUUCCCAACUGCUGUGAUUGUGUUUUCCUAUGUCAAAAUCAUUAUGAAGGUCAAAUCAUCCACCAAAGAAGUUGCUCACUAUGACACCAGGAUUCAGAACAGCCACAUACUUGAAAUGAAGCUGACCAAGGUGGCAAUGUUGAUCUGUGCCGGGUUCCUCAUCGCCUGGAUCCCUUACGCUGUAGUCUCUGUGUGGUCAGCCUUUGGACAGCCGGAUUCUGUUCCCAUUCAAUUUUCAGUGGUACCAACUCUGCUUGCAAAGUCAGCAGCCAUGUACAAUCCAAUUAUUUACCAGGUCAUUGAUUGUAAGUUUGCCUGUUGCCGGUCAGGAGGAUUGAAGGCACUGCAGAAGAAGAGCUCUUUGAAGAAAUCAAGGAUGUAUAGCAUCUCUGCACACAGAGACUCAAUGAUGAUGAACGAAACCCAUCUGGAAGCAUGA